AUGUCCUGGGAUAGCAUGUUCUCUGGUGGCGACACGAACGAGAGGCUUAAAAUCGCAAUUCUCAAGUACCAGGCCGUACUCUGUACCAAGAAUCUGUACUCGAGGCCCAACCCUGUACCAUCUUCUCCAUGGUAUUCCACCGCCACCGCGGCGACACCGUUGGAUUUCUUGCUUGACGGAACUAGCGGGUUGUACUUUCAAUUCACUAAUACGCUCCGAUGGAAUGCUGUUGGAUGGUUUAUCAAAAAGCGAGGGCUUCACGAAGACUUUUUUCUGAGAAAAUCGGGAUGCGCUAUUAGCAACGCCUGA
Molecule: messenger RNA, 309 nt
Organism: Haemonchus placei
Lineage: Eukaryota; Metazoa; Nematoda; Chromadorea; Rhabditida; Trichostrongylidae
Source: the annotation of a GenBank genome assembly